AUGUUUUGGCCCAAGGAGUGGUUGCCUAACGAGGUUGGAUUCAAACACGUGCGCAUUCAUAGUUAUGGGUAUAACUCAGACUGGACGACGAAGAAGGAAAGCCCCUUGACGGUCCACGAUUUCGGACAGGCCUUGCUUGCCGACCUUCACAACUCCCCAUACCUCCGCAGGAAUGGAGAUGUGGGCAACCGAUAG
This is a messenger RNA of Penicillium odoratum, 195 nucleotides long. RefSeq lists its product as uncharacterized. The record is from RefSeq and is a predicted model, not a curated record. The transcript has a single exon. The coding region runs from base 1 to 195 and encodes 64 amino acids. NCBI's taxonomy places the organism in Eukaryota, Fungi, Ascomycota, Eurotiomycetes, Eurotiales, Aspergillaceae.